AACAAAGAUGCACAGGCAUUUCUUAAAAUCCGGUAUUGACGUCUAGUAGACCUUUGCUGAAAGUACUGUGGGUUUAUUCUAACAAAAAGAAGUACAAAAGACUGCAUGUAUCGCUCUUACAAUAGCUAGUGCGUAACUGACGUUACUUCGCUUAAUCGCCGCUCAGCGACGGUUGGCACCACCGUCGCGUACACUACAGUCGCAAUAAUAGCUUGCUAUACUACUUCAAGUGAUUCAAAUCACGGUUUCUAAUCGACUGCAUGCGGCGAGAAAGAUUCGCAAGAAAGCAAGCGGUUUUGCAUUAACUGACUGCAUCAUGGUCGACGGUUUUAUACUAUUGUUUCACGAUCUUAAAGUGUUUUUUGUGGCAAAUCGAAAUGGAUCGACAAAUGGAUCCAUCAUGAUAAUUCUUAGUGCAACGAAUCGAGGAUAGAUCGUAAACUGUGUCGAUGCGCAGUAUCCACGGACAUAAGUUGUUUUUCUGUAUCUGGUAAGAUGAAAACGUGUUGUGAACUUUUUCUGUUGGAUCAGACUUUUAUCCGUAUCGGUAAAAAUUCCAGGACCAAUUUCGAGAACACAGGGGUAUCGGAUAGAUUAGAAAAUGUAACACAAACUAUAUCUCGUAUCCUCGACGGUUACGAUAUUCGAUUGAGGCCGAAUUUUGGCGGUGAACCCCUGUUGGUUGGUAUGGAUCUUACAAUUGCCAGUUUUGAUGCAAUCUCAGAAGUGAAUAUGGAUUACACGAUAACAAUGUACUUAAAUCAAUAUUGGAAGGACGAAAGACUAGCGUUUUCCCAAGAAGAAGAAGUUCUCACCCUUAGCGGAGAUUUCGCGGAAAAGAUUUGGGUUCCAGACACAUUUUUUGCCAACGAUAAAAAUAGUUUCUUGCACGACGUGACCGAGCGUAAUAAACUCGUCCGAUUGUCCGGGGACGGAUCUGUCACUUAUGGCAUGAGAUUCACGACGACCUUGGCCUGCAUGAUGGAUCUGCACUAUUAUCCGCUCGAUUCGCAGAACUGCACCGUAGAGAUCGAGAGCUAUGGAUAUACAGUACUGGACGUAGUCAUGUAUUGGAAAGAAACUCCAGUACGUGGUGUAGAAGAAGCAGAAUUGCCACAGUUUACAAUAAUUGGAUAUGAAACAAAUGAUCGUAAAGAAAGACUGGCCACUGGCAUAUAUCAGAGACUUUCAUUGAGCUUCAAACUUCAGAGAAAUAUUGGAUAUUUCGUUUUCCAAACAUACCUACCUAGUAUCUUGAUCGUGAUGCUGAGUUGGGUUAGCUUUUGGAUUAAUCAUGAAGCAACAAGUGCCAGGGUCGCUCUUGGAAUAACGACAGUUCUUACAAUGACUACAAUUUCGACUGGUGUACGUAGCUCACUGCCACGUAUCAGCUACGUGAAGGCUAUUGAUAUCUAUUUAGUAAUGUGCUUUGUUUUUGUAUUUGCUGCUCUGUUAGAGUAUGCUGCAGUUAAUUACACUUACUGGGGAGCUAGAGCAAAAAAGAAAACGAAGAAAAAAGAUACUGAUGAAAAAAAGGUGGUUUCUUCUAAGUCAGGAAGUAAAGCAAGUUCUCCAUUUCCGGGUUCAACGGAAGCCGAUAUAAUAGAACUUCAAGAUCUGAGGAUGUCCCCUCUACCCAGCAUAAGAAACAGAUCGGGGUUACUGAGCAGCAGUUCAACGCCCGGAACAGGAAGAGAACACGAUCCGGCCAAAUUUCCCCCUAGUUUUCGCAUUUCUAGAGUCGCUGCCUACAAUACACAUGGAAGGAAUGCUGGUCUCAGAUAUAGGGGGCCUAAACACCACAAACCCAAGGUAUUACAUGCGAUACGAAGAGGAGCGUCCGUACUGCGAAUAUCAAUGCCUAAGAUUAAAGAUGUGAAUAUUAUUGACAAAUAUUCAAGAGUCAUAUUUCCAGUCAGUUUUAUGUUAUUCAAUGCCAUCUAUUGGGUAUUCUAUUUUCUCUGAAUCAAAUUACCAACAUUUUCUUGCCGAACGGGGAAGGAUAAAAAGGACCAAUUGAUAAUCGAGAAUUCAAAUGGAAUUCCAUUGAAAAUCGAUUCGGUUUGAAUAUCGUUUUUUAAACAAUAAAAAGAUUGAAAUCGACGUUCAAGCCGCAACAUAAACCGAAUUCUUUACUCUCGAUCGAAGGGAGCAGAUAUCGAAAGUACUGAAUCGAAGCUGCCAAUAUUUAACAGUGGGGAGAUAUUUUCGAGAUACAUCGAUUUAAACUGGAGGUAUAAUGAUAUUUUAGAAAAUACGUUCCUAAUCUUUAGUAAUUCGAAUGGGAAGCCCGCCAUGCAAAGUCAUUAAAACGAUUUUAAAAAAAGGUCAUAUCAAAACCAAAAAGACAAAAGUCACUGGAAAUAGUGGUGUACAUUGAUUUAAAUCUCUAAAAAAGU
Molecule: messenger RNA, 2399 nt
Organism: Megachile rotundata (alfalfa leafcutting bee)
Lineage: Eukaryota; Metazoa; Arthropoda; Insecta; Hymenoptera; Megachilidae
Gene: Lcch3
Product: Ligand-gated chloride channel homolog 3
Biological process (GO): monoatomic ion transmembrane transport
Cellular component (GO): membrane
Molecular function (GO): extracellular ligand-gated monoatomic ion channel activity; GABA-A receptor activity
Source: RefSeq, a predicted model, not a curated record